Messenger RNA from Verticillium alfalfae VaMs.102, 855 nucleotides. Its product is annotated as endo-1,4-beta-xylanase B. The record is from RefSeq and is a predicted model, not a curated record. NCBI's taxonomy places the organism in Eukaryota, Fungi, Ascomycota, Sordariomycetes, Glomerellales, Plectosphaerellaceae. The coding region runs from base 1 to 855 and encodes 284 amino acids. The transcript has a single exon.
AUGGGCGUUUCAGCAGCCUUUGCAGCCGAUUCUGAAUGGCCAUUGUGGGACGAUGAGCCUCUAGAUGGUGCUUUCGAGAUCGACUUGCCUGGAGGGGUCAUUGACCAAGGGGUUGUUUCGAGUGUUACACGGCCAUGGCUAUUCGGAUACAAGCCCAAGAUGUCCAACGGGCGCGCCAUCCUCAUCCUCGGUGGUGGUGGCUAUGUUGAGCUGAUGGCUGGCAAAGAGGGAGUCGUGGUCGCCCGUUGGCUUGCGUCACUCGGUUUCGAGGCUUUCGUGCUUGUUCAUCGCUUUCCUACGGCUGCCACAGGACCUCAAGCUCCAAUUGAUGACGCAAGACAGGCGUUGCGAUUGAUUAGCGAUCGGGCCGAUGUGCCAAAAGGAUUGGCAGUCUGUGGUCUAUCAUCUGGCGGUCAUCUUGGCUCGGCGCUGCUCGCCGAGUACCCGGCUUCUUGGGUCUCUACCGCAGGAGGGCCAGUGCCGAAGCUGGACUUUGCUAUCAUUGGGUAUGGACCAAUUUCCACAAACGCAGUUGGACAUACUAUCAUCCCGAAUAAGGCCCCUCUUGAACCUCCCGCAAAACAGGCGCUUUACGACACUGUCAUCCCGGAUCAGCAAUUAUCGAAUCUGGCACCGCCAACCUUCAUUGUCUACUCUAACAACGAUCCCGUCGUUCCUGUGGUCAACGCCUACCGUCUGGCGCAAUCCAUACAGGCGGCUGGAGGCCCCGUUGAGCUUCACGUCUUUGCUGACGCGCCACACGGAUUCGCUCUGAAUACUGGAUCUGAAGUACCCGUCUCAAAGUGGCCCUCUUUGUGCGAGGCAUGGUUGAGACAGUUGGGUGUUUUGGAGUAA